Salvelinus fontinalis (brook trout) is the source of this 1011-nucleotide messenger RNA. RefSeq lists its product as uncharacterized. NCBI's taxonomy places the organism in Eukaryota, Metazoa, Chordata, Actinopteri, Salmoniformes, Salmonidae. The record is from RefSeq and is a predicted model, not a curated record. The transcript is spliced from 3 exons. Bases 1 to 1011 code for a protein of 336 amino acids.
AUGUACAACACCCUCCAGACACCCUCCAAACACCCUCCAAACACCCUCCAGACACCCUCCAGACACCCUCCAAACACCCUCCAGACACUCUCCAAACACCCUCCCGACACCCUCCCGACACCCUCCAGACACCCUCCAGACACCCUCCAGACACCCUCCCGACACCCUCCAGACACCCUCCAAACACCCUCCAGACACCCUCCAGACACCCUCCAGACACCCUCCAGACACCCUCUAGACACCCUCCAGACACCCUCCAGACACUCUCCAAACACUUUCCAAACACUUUCCAAACACCCUCCAAACACUCUCCAAACAACCUCCAGACACCCUCCAGACACCCUCCCGACACCCUCCCGACACCCUCCAAACACCCUCCAGACACCCUCCAGACACCCUCCAGACACCCUCCAAACACCCUCCAAACACCCUCCAGACACCCUCCAGACACCCUCCAGACACCCUCCAGACACCCUCCAGACACCCUCCAGACACCCUCCAGACACCCUCCAAACACUCUCCAAACACUUUCCAAACACCCUCCAAACACUCUCCAAACAACCUCCAGACACCCUCCAGACACCCUCCCGACACCCUCCCGACACCCUCCCGACACCCUCCCGACACCCUCCCGACACCCUCCAGACACCCUCCAGACACCCUCCCGACACCCUCCAGACACCCUCCCGACACCCUCCAGACACUCUCCAGACACCCUCCAGACACCCUCCAGACACCCUCCAAACACCCUCCAGACACCCUCCAGACACCCUCCAGACACCCUCCCAACACCCUCCAAACACCCUCCAAACACCCUCCAGACACCCUCCAUACACCAGAGCUCAGCUAAGUUUUCCUCUGUGGUCAGCCAGCCAGACACGCUUUCACUCACACACUGGUUUUGCUCUCACCUCACUCUCACCUGGUUUUGCUGCCUGUGAUCUUGGACCUGGGCCCGGCCUGGCUGGCCUGGCCCUGCCUGACAGGAUAUUACUGGAGGGGAAGUGUUAG